AAUUAAUUUGCAGUAUAUUUUCGUUCUCGAAAAAUAUAUACUAAAGUUUCGUCUAUCGACAGUCCGCCACAAUGUGAACAAGCUCUUACUGCUGAACCACACAGUAGAUCGAAUGCUCUUGUUUUUGUGGACGACGCAGUUGAUAAUGAGCGACAACCUGAUCAACAAAGAGGAGGCCUACAAUAUGGAUCAAGACCAAGAUUUGGGAGGCAAACACUAUUCCCGCUGUAGCAGCGCGGGCAGCACACAUACACCCAACUCUUCAGCGCACAAUUCUGAUGAUGACGACGACAGCGGCGAUGCCCGACACACGGGAGCCACAAACUCGAAUUCGAAUUCGUCGCUGAGUUACAAAGAGCGCAGACGCUCGGCUCAUACACAGGCGGAGCAGAAGCGUCGAGAUGCGAUCAAAAAGGGCUACGACAGUCUACAGGAGCUGGUGCCGCGUUGCCAGCCGAACGACUCGUCUGGCUAUAAGCUGAGCAAAGCGCUGAUACUGCAAAAGUCUAUCGAGUACAUUGGCUAUCUGAAUCAGCAGAAAAUCAGGCAGGAGGAUGAGAGCGCUGCUUUGCAGAAGGAGGUGACGGCACUGCGUAUCAUACAGAACGGCUACGAGACCAUGCUGCAACAUCAGCAAGCCAAUCCGGGACCCGAAGAGGCGCGCCUCACAGACGAGGCCAAAUUUCAAGUGUUUCAGGCAAUACUGGACGAAAUGUUUGAGACAUUCCAGAGCAUACCGAUGGACAAUUUCAAGCAGUUGACAAGUGGCGUCAUCCCCUGGCUGGAGGAGCACUGCAAGCCGCACAUUCUGCGCAACAUUCUCAGCCGAACGCUGCAGCAGAUGGCGCAGGAGACGCAGGAGAAACAGCAGCAGGCCAUGGAACAGGAAACUGGCGAGGGAUUCAGUUGAAAACUUUCGUUUUUUCGGUUUUUCUGUUUUUGGUAAAUGCUUUCAAUUAGUAAAUGCGUCAUUUAGUUAUAAAAGCGAGCGAUAAUUAGAGGCUAACAUUGACUUUUUGGCUUAAGCUUAAAGAU
This is a messenger RNA of Drosophila hydei, 1035 nucleotides long. RefSeq names its product max-like protein X (gene bigmax). Gene Ontology annotation, cellular component: nucleus. The record is from RefSeq and is a predicted model, not a curated record. Gene Ontology annotation, biological process: regulation of transcription by RNA polymerase II. Gene Ontology annotation, molecular function: DNA-binding transcription factor activity, RNA polymerase II-specific; RNA polymerase II cis-regulatory region sequence-specific DNA binding; protein dimerization activity. Bases 113 to 910 code for a protein of 265 amino acids. NCBI's taxonomy places the organism in Eukaryota, Metazoa, Arthropoda, Insecta, Diptera, Drosophilidae. The transcript has 3 exons.